Alternaria triticimaculans is the source of this 1161-nucleotide messenger RNA. RefSeq lists its product as uncharacterized. The transcript has a single exon. NCBI's taxonomy places the organism in Eukaryota, Fungi, Ascomycota, Dothideomycetes, Pleosporales, Pleosporaceae. The coding region runs from base 1 to 1161 and encodes 386 amino acids. The record is from RefSeq and is a predicted model, not a curated record.
AUGGACACUGAAAUGACAUCCCCAGCUCCUGCAGCUAUCCCCGACACCAUUCUCCGCGACCACUUCCUUUCAAAGCCUCGACGCGAUGACAAUUACACUUACGCGACAUCAAUCCACAUCAAGUCCAAAGCCCAAGCCACGAACUUUGCGCGCACAAUCCACACGCAGCAUCCCGAACGCACCCUCGUCCUCUGGAUCAACAGCAGCGUCAGCGGUGACCUGCGCAACGAACCCUGCGCUAUAGCAGUCGGUUACAACUCACCCACAACUUCUGCCUGGACCGCCCAAGUCACCGUCGCACACUACACCAGCGCAAACGAGGCCAUCCUACUAUCCAUCGGCGAAGCGCUCCGCGUCGCCGCAUCUCCCACGAUAACCGAGCAUAUCGAUCGCGUGCUCGUCUUCUCAGAUGUGCAACGUAUCCUGAAGAGUAUGAGGAUGGGCCAUCCGUUCGGUUUGGUCAAGGAUAGAUGGCUUGUAGAUGAUAUACCCUAUUUCAGCAAGCAACUAGCGGAGAAGAGCGUGGAAGUGGAGUUUCAUUGGUUUCCUCCGAGUCCCAGGAUAGAGCCUCACCAACGCGUGCGCGGCGCCUCGCAGCGGUUCAAAAAGCUUGCUUUAGCUGAGUACCCGUCUGAGUUACUCGAUCGGAGCGUUAGUUUUCCGCCGGUGAGACUGGACGGGAUACUCGUCACGGGAGGUGCGGGAGAAGACUUCGUGGGUGGUUGGCUAGGCGCUGCGCUGAAGGAUGUAAAGGUACUGCCGCGAAGAGAGCUGAGUCGUGACCUGAGGGUUCAGGCCAGGCAGGCUAUCAACCAGAGGAGGAAGGAGAGGAAGGAGAAGGCGAGGGCGAGGAGGAUGAAGGAGAAGGCAGAGAGGGAGAUUAAGAAGCUUGAGAAGGAGAUGAGGAAGUUGGCGCGUAAGAACGGAAUGAAAGUGGAGGAGCAGGAAGUGCUGGGUCUGGCGCGUGAGAACGGGAUGAAAGUGGAGGAACAGGAAGUUCAGGGGUUGGCAGAUGACAGUGAAAUGAAAGUGGAGGAGCAGGAAGUUCUGGGUUUGGCAGAUGACAGCGUGGCGACUGCAUACGAGCUUGUGGGAAAGAUUGAGAAGCAGGAGAGGCAAUGUAUGUUCGUGGAGGAGUUUGAGAAUAUGGAUUUAGUUUGA